This is a messenger RNA of Diaporthe citri, 414 nucleotides long. RefSeq lists its product as uncharacterized. The record is from RefSeq and is a predicted model, not a curated record. Gene Ontology annotation, molecular function: carbon-sulfur lyase activity. NCBI's taxonomy places the organism in Eukaryota, Fungi, Ascomycota, Sordariomycetes, Diaporthales, Diaporthaceae. The transcript has 4 exons. The coding region runs from base 1 to 414 and encodes 137 amino acids.
AUGGCUGGCAAGAUCACCGGGAGUUGCAACUGCGGCCGGCAUGUUUAUACGAUCCCAAAACCUGCAGACAUGAACCUGUGCCACUGCAUCGACUGUCGCAAAUGGGCCGGCGCGAUGCACUCGGCCCACCUCUUGGUGCAGACGGCAGACAUCGAGACCACGAGCCCGGAGCCCAGGACGUACAGGCAGAAGGCGGACAGCGGCAACGAGAUGACGCGCGCGUGGUGCGACGGCUGCGGCGCGGGCGUGUGGUUGAGGUCGGCCAGCAAGCCUGGCCUGACGUUUCUCAAGGCAGGACUCUUCGAGCCCGGUGAUAUACCUAACCCCACGAUGGAGAACUGGCUGAAGAACAUGGAGCCUUGGGAGACCCCGGCCAGGGGGACUAAGAAGACAGCCCAGGAGGGCCUCGACUGA